AUUUUGUCAGUAGUUUUUUAUAUAUACACUAAUGUAACCAAAAAAUAGUCAUUAGUUAUUUAAUAUUUGAAUAAAUAUGGAGAAUUGGCAUUUAAUAUACUUUUUGUUAAUAAUAUGCUGUUUGAUAUUUAACGAAGGUACAAAUAGAAAAAAUGAAAAUGAAACUUUAGAAUUUUUGUAUAAUGAUAAUGAAAAUGAUAGUAAAUGGGUUGAAGAAAUAACAGUUAUAGCUGCUGCAAAAGGAAAUUUGGAAUUUUUAAAAUAUGUUCAUCAAAAUGGCUACAAAUGGGACGAACGCAUAACUGCUGCAGCUGCCGCAGGAGGUCAUAUAAACAUUUUAAAAUAUGCAUAUGAAAAUGAAUUUCCCUGGAAUGAAAGCACAACAGAAGCAGCUGCAAAGUAUAGCCAUUUAGAAUGCCUACAAUAUGCCUGUGAAAAUGGCUGUAAAUGGAAUAUAUUCCAAAUCGUAUUAAAUGCUAUUAUAAACGAAAAUCUAGAAAUUAUAAAAUAUGUCCAUAAAAAUUUAAGCAAAUUGAAUAAUGUCCUAACUAUGAUUGCUGCCUUUGCAGGUAAUUUAAAUAUAUUAAAAUAUGCCCAUGAAAAUGGAUGUCUGUGGGAUGAAACCACAACAAAAGCAGCUGCUUCUAAUGGUAAAUUAGAAUGUUUAAAAUAUGCCCAUGAAAAUAAAUGUCCAUGGGAUGAAACUACAACAAAAGCAGCUGCUUCUAAUGGUAAAUUAGAAUGUUUAAAAUAUGCCCAUGAAAAUGGGUGUCCAUGGGAUGAAACCACAACAAGAGCAGCUGCUUCUAAUGGUAAAUUAGAAUGUUUAAAAUAUGCUCAUGAAAAUGGGUGUCCGUGGGAUGGAAAUACAACAGAAGCAGCUGCUUCUAAUGGUGAAUUAGAAUGUUUAAUAUAUGCCCAUGAAAAUGGGUGUGAAUGGGAUAAAUAUACGACUAUUGAAGCUGCUUCAAGUGGUUAUUUGGAAUGUUUAAAAUAUGCUCACGAAAAUGGUUGUCCGUGGGAUGAAAAUACAACAGAAGCAGCUGCUACUUGCGGUGAAUUAGAAUGUUUAAUGUAUGCACAUGAAAUGGAAUGUCCUUGGGAUGAGAGUAUAACUAGAGCUGCUGCAGCAAAUGGUAGUUUUGAAUGUUUGAAAUAUGCACACGAAAAUGGAUGUCCUUGGAAUGAAAGUACGCCGAGUGUUUCUGCAGAAAGUGGUAAUUUUGAAUGUUUGAAGUACGCCUACGAAUACGGAUGUGUUUGGGAUAAGAGUACAACUAAAGCUGCUGCAGCAAGUGGCUGUUUAGAUUUCUUAGUAUAUGUUCAUGAAAAAGGAUGUAAUUGGCAUGAAGAUACAAUAGGUGUGGCAGCUGUACAAGGUAAUUUAAAUUGUUUAAAAUAUGCCCGCGAACACGGAUGUGAUUGGGUUGAAGGCACAAUGAGAGGGGCUGCAGCAAAUGGACAUUUAGACUGCUUAAAGUAUGCCUAUGAAAAUGGUUGUGAGUGGGACGAAGGCACUACAAGAGAAGCUGCUGCUAGUGGUCAUAUUAAUUGUUUGAUAUUUGCACAUAAAAAUGGUUGUAAAUGGGAUGAAGGUACAACAAGUGGAGCUGCUGCAAAUGGUCAUUUAGAUUGCCUAAUAUAUGUUAAUAUAAAUGGGUGUGAAUGGGAUGAAGGCACAACAAGACUUGCUGCUGCAAAUGGUCAAUUUAAUUGCUUAACAUAUGCUCAUGAAAAUGAUUGUCCAUGGAGUAAAGAAACCAUUUAUGAAGCUACUCGAAAUGAUUAUACUGAUAUAACCAAUUAUGCUGCCGCAAAUGGUUGUCUUAACUAAUAUGAUACAAUAAUCUUUAUGUCUAUUAUACACAUUUACGUUUUCUAUCAACAAUUUAUUUUUGAAAUAAAUUAACUUGAUUUUUA
Daktulosphaira vitifoliae (grape phylloxera) is the source of this 1920-nucleotide messenger RNA. RefSeq lists its product as uncharacterized. The record is from RefSeq and is a predicted model, not a curated record. The coding region runs from base 77 to 1834 and encodes 585 amino acids. NCBI's taxonomy places the organism in Eukaryota, Metazoa, Arthropoda, Insecta, Hemiptera, Phylloxeridae. The transcript has 3 exons.